Molecule: messenger RNA, 2397 nt
Organism: Marchantia polymorpha subsp. ruderalis
Lineage: Eukaryota; Viridiplantae; Streptophyta; Marchantiopsida; Marchantiales; Marchantiaceae
Source: the annotation of a GenBank genome assembly
GAUUAUUAAAAGCCUCUGACCGGCACCAUCUGGGACCUGACUCGCAAGCACUGCAACGACAUUGCUGCUCGGCCGUAGAGCUGAGACCGGCGACAAAGGCCUCAGAGGUCCAGGUGAUGCCUGACAGAGCAAUCACUGGGAGGUCCUGCAUUUGCUCCUCAAAACACUGCCUGCUUCUGUCGACUGUCAGCUGAACCCACACCUCCAUCACCGGGCGUUCUCGCAUAUAUAUACUCCAGUGCUGGACUCGAAAGCCAGUCCCAGCAGCAGCCGUUUUCUCGAACGCUUGCUCCCGAACGAAUGACUGGAUGCAACUGAUUUGCAAUCCGCAUUCCAAAUUCGUCGACGUUCAAAUUCGCUUCGGAGGGCUCGAUAAGAAGAAAACGCUUAGAUUUGAAGGCACUCAAAAAUGGCUGACAAUUCGAAAGUAUGGAGCCCUCGUCUAGGAAUAGAAGUGAAGAUGGCUUUGAACAUUGCCUGCCCCAUGAUUGUGACGAACUUGAUAUCGUAUUGCAUUAUCGCAUCCUCUCUGAUGUUUGUGGGCCAUCUGGGAGAACUGGAGCUCUCUAGUGCAGCUCUUGGCAACUCAUUAUGCAGCGUCACUGGAUUUACUGUGAUGUUAGGACUGGCAAGUGGGCUAGAGACGCUAUGCGGGCAAGCUUUCGGAGCGAAGCAGUUUCAUCUGCUCGGAGUGUACUACCAAACGUCGAUGUUUGUGCUUCUCUGCUGUUGUGUUCCGAUCAGCCUCUUGUGGUGGAACAUGGAGCCAUUGCUCCUUCUGAUAGGACAGGAAGCGCAGAUUUCUAACCACACAACGGUGUACAUGCGGACCAUGAUUCCAUUUCUUUGGGCAUCUGCCUUCAUUCAGACCACCAUAAAGUAUCUGCAGACCCAAAGCGUUGUCAUGCCCAUCAUGAUCUUCUCUGUGUCUACCUUUGUGGUACACGUUCCCCUCACGUACUUGUUGAUUUACAAACUGAACUUGGGAUACCUCGGUGGAGCAUUGGCUAUCUCCAUCUCCUAUUGGAUCAUGCUCCUUCAGCUUCUAGUGUACGUCGUUUACUCGGAAUCCACACGCGCAGAGAAAACUUGGACCGGCUUCGUACGACCGAGAUUAGACGUCAUCGUCCUGUUUCUUAAACUUGCUAUUCCCUCGGCUUUCAUGAUUAUCUUGCAAUUUUGGGCGUUUGAGCUUCUUGUUUUGAUGUCGGGGCUUAUGCCGAAUCCUAGGAGGGAAGUGUCCUUGCUCUCCAUCUGUCUCAACACGGCCGGUAUCGAGUUUUCAUUUCCUUUCGGUCUCAGUGCUGCAUCAAGUACAAGGGUGUCCAACGAACUAGGAGCUGGCAAUGCUAGGGGUGCAAAGCUGGCGUCCAAGGUGGUGAUGGGAAUAUCUCUUUUACAAGCGACAGUGGUAGCCUCGGCUAUGCUCAUCCUACGAGACAAGUGGGGCUAUGCAUUCAGCAGCCAGACUGAAAUUGUCAAGGCCGUAUCAGUGAUAUUGCCUCUUUUGGCGCUCGGGACUUUCAUGGAUGGAAUCCAAGGCGUUCUUGGAGGCAUUCUGAGAGGAUGUGGUUUGCAGAAUCCUGCCACAGUAAUCAAUAUUUUCGCAUUCUACUGCGUGGGAAUACCAACUGCUGUCUUAUUCGGCUUUCAUUAUAACAAGGGCGCUAUGGGCUUAUAUGGUGGAUGCAUUUGUGGGAGCAUAACUCAGCUGGUGUUGAUAACAAUUCUUGUGGCGAUGAUCGAUUGGGAGAAACAGGUUACUCUCGCACAGAGCAGAGUUGGAGAAAAAACAAAGGUUCCAGCUGAGAAAACCCGCCAAGUAGAAGAGAUCUACGAACCACUCCUUACAGCAUAAUCGUGGACAUGUGAGUGAGAUCCGAUAAGGAAUUUUCUUGCUGCUGAAAAUAUGGCACCAACUGUGCUUUACUCGAAACUGCAGUCUCAAGAGCGGAGGUUGAGAGGAUCAGGAUAUCAGAAGACGGUGAAGAAGUACAUGGUAGCUGAUAAGCGACUCUAGGAUUAUCCGGUGUAUCCAAUUGUCAGUACAGUCGCGAUAAAUUUUAGUGGCCUCUACGUUUCAGCUCUACAUUCUAGAAAGAUAGAUGCAACUCAAAACGCAAUUGAAGUUCCAUAAAGGUUGUCCUACUUGAUCCACUGCCAUUGAUCUGAAUUCUGUACAGAGAUGAUAAUGAAUUAGAGACGAGCCGACAGAUCUCGUCAAGAGAUUGACAGAUAAAAGAAUCGGGGCCAUUUAGAAACUUCGGUACACAUUAGCAUGUUGAUUAUUCCACGAUGAGGCAGUUACAGAGGUUGUCGCGACCGUAUACAUAUGUACUAACGACGGUGAGAAGGGUCACCAUUCCAGAAUUCAAUAUUCAGCUUUUGAAAAUUCGA